GACGCUCAGCGUCCAGGCGCUGCAGGCGAGUGGAGAGGAGACGUCGAGUAAGGAGGCAGACGGAGGAAAAAUGGGCUUCGCCGCUGAAACUGUCUGUUCACCUUUUCACGUUUUCGCACGGAAUUAACGGCUUUUUGGGAAGAAGAGGAGGGCUCGGUCCUCUUUCUGACUAAACGACGAGGGAGAGCGCGUUUGAACUUCGACUACAGAGGAAGCCUAACCGAAAAGAGUGAAACCGGCGGUAACAAAGCGGUAGGCUUCAGACACUUUGUCAAGAAGAGAAAUGAUGCCACUCUGAGAGUAACAAUGUUUCCCUGCAUGAUGCUGGCGCUUCUUGUGAAUUUUUUUAUUGCUUUACAUGGUGUGGCUGCUUCGAAGUCCUUAAGUGACUGGCCUGGUGUGUAUCAGGACUUCCAGUGGCGAGCUCAGCUGUGCUGUGAUCUGUCUUCAGAUGGCCCCAGGCUUCAGAGAGAGGCCAGUGGAGCCAGCGCUAUCUCCAGUGUUCAGCAUCAGAACUCAUCAGUCAGUCCUAUUGGAGGCCUCCCUCGUUAUCACUGCCAUGUACAGAACUCCACAAAUGACACAGAAGCCUCAACUGAACCACAGAAGAUCUCUGCAAAGUGUUUGGACAUCCUGUGCUGGCUUGAAGAUGAACGGACAAACUUAAUUUGUGACCUCAAGUAUCGCAGAGCACUGGGCAUCUCCACCAGUCAGCUCACAGUUAGCCUGCAGCAAACCGGAAAGGAGCUGUCUGCACAGACCUAUGAAACAAACUCCACUCAGGCUCAGUGUUCUGGGAAUGAUGCAGUCACUUGUUCUGUUCCUGUUCAUGCCAAUGACGCCUCCAUUUCACUGCUAAUUAGUGGGUCUGUCAACAGCCAUUCCCUGUUGUCGCCAGAGAUGCACAUCAGCACAUAUCAGCUACUGAAGCCAGACCCACCAUUUAAUUUACACCACAAUGUGACCACUGAGGGUGAGGUGAUAUUCACAUGGAAUGACUCACUAUCUGGUGGAUAUCUACUUAACUAUGAGAUACGCUACUCAUCCAACACUUCUCUCCAGCAUUGGGAGGUGUUUAAGGUGCAGCAUCCCUGGGUGCUUCUGAGGGACCUGAGUUCUGGAGUCAGAUACACAGUUCAGGUGCGCUGUCAGAGCCCCCAACGCUCGCAUUACUGGAGUGACUGGAGCCAGCCUUGCAACCUCACGCUUUAUGUCACCUACAUUCCUGAGGAAGUAUUCACUAAGCCUGGGGCAGAAGUAACAGUAUACGGUGUCUUUCACAACCUCAGCUGGACUGCCAGCAGGGCAGUAUGGUUGCUGAAUGGCCGGGUGAUCCCCGAAAGCCAGUACAGAGUGGUCAAUGAUCGGGUCAGCGCGGUCACGAUUACAUCAAAGGAGCCUGGAUUUGAUACUCUGAUGUGCUGUCAUCCAUGGGGAGAGAAAUUUAAGUGCAGCGUUGCUUAUGCCAAAGUCUACACAGAAGGAUAUUUUAAUGCAAAUAUAACCUGUGAGACUAAUCAAUGGUCAAGAACCGAUUCCAUGACCUGCAAAUGGAAUAAAAGUGCAUGGGCAGUGGUCAGAUUCCUGUACAGAAGAUAUAAAAGAAUGUGUGAGGAGAUGCCACAUGAGAAAGGCACCACGGCUCUGAUGCAGGAGGAGCCGAUGUUUGGGACGGAGGAGUGCCCAGAUGGUGCGGGAGACUUUCGGGAAUGCACCUUGCGAGACUUGAGUCUCUUCUCCUGUUACAAGCUAUGGCUGGUGGUGGAAGGAGGACAUGGCAAAGUGAAAUCGCUCCCGGUCUUUGUUGCUCCUGUUGAUUAUGUGAAACCAUCAUCACCCUCAGACCUGGAGGCAAUCACUUUACCCAACAAAACACUGAGAGCGAGUUGGAAGCGCCCACACUUGCCUGCGUAUGAUCUGCAGUAUGAGCUACGCUAUAUUCCUUUGCGUGGAAUAGCAGAUUUUCAGUGGAAGGUGUUUGGGCCCAUCUUUGAGUCAUGGGCAGCAGUUGUGGUACAGGAUCUAUGUGUUCUGUACAAAGUUCAAGUGCGCUGCAAAAGACUGAGUGGCUUGGGCUACUGGAGUGACUGGAGCGAGCUUCAUACUUCCUCGAUUUACAAUAGUCAAGCACCAGUGACGGGUCCAGAUUUCUGGCGAGUUAUACAAGAGGGCACUGCAAAGAAUCACUCUAAUGUAACACUGCUCUUCAAGACCAUUUCGACAGAGGAUCCAGCCAGCUGUGUGCAGGGACUUGUUGUCAUGCACCAGGUCUUAGGGGGUGUCGUGUGGUCGGAUGAUGUAGCCCUUGGCUCAUUUUAUACAUUCCAGUGGAAAGAGGAAGUACAUACCAUCACAGUCAUGUCUCGCAAUUCUUUAGGCUUCUCAGCCAAGAAUAGCAACAUGACUCUGGUGCGUCAGCCUAAACGACAAUGUGUGCGAUCGUUCCAUGCUGCAGCCAAUGCCACCUGUGUGUCUCUGUCCUGGACAUUACUAUCUGACCAGCCUCUGCCUGUUUCCUUCAUCAUUGAGUGGCUACAGCUGAAUGGAGACCCUGGACAAGGCACUGGGAGAGUAGAGUGGCUUAGAGUCCCCUCCACCACCAGGGACCUUCAGCUUUGCCGGCAUUUUUAUGGCUCAGAGGAGUUCAGACUGUACCCUGUAUUUGUGGAUGGGGAGGGAGAGCCAGUGAGAUGCAUAGCUGUGCGAAGUGAUCCUGCAGCCUACAUGCUCCUUAUGAUCAUCGCUUUCCUCUCCGUCGUGCUGUUCGUCACUCUUAUCAUCUCACAAAACCAAAUCAGAAAGCUGAUGUGGAAAGAUGUCCCAAAUCCCAACAACUGCUCCUGGGCCAAAGGGGUGGAUUUCAAAACGUUGGAAGGCACAGACAACCUGUUUGGUCACCCAGAAGGCCUCACUGCUUGCCCACUUCUGCUGGUAACCGAAAGAGUCAGUGAAGUGGAGAUAGUUGAGAAACCCCUUCUCAUCGCUCUUGAGAAAGACCAAGAAAAGGAGGCCCUGCUUCUCUGUUCUGUAGACGUGGAAAGCAAAAGCACCAAUCUUACAGCAAUGGAAGGCUCCUUUGAGCCACUUUCUCUUGACACCUCUACCAUAGCUACAACUCCAGAAACAUCUGGCCAGUCGUCUGUAACAUACUCCACUGUUCUGGUCUUUGAUCAGCCAGUUCUCCUCAGGAAACAGCAGGAAAGUUUAAGCAGCUCCAGCGAUGAGGGCAACUUCUCAGCCAAUAACUCUGAUAUCUCUGGCUCCUUCCCUGGAGGACUCUGGGAGCUGGAGAACCAGUCCUGCUCCGAUGGUGCGAAUCCUCGAAACUCCUGCUCUUACAACUCGGUGGAAGAGUUUUCUGAAACGUCAGAACAAGAGGAUGAAGCUCUGGAGAGCAGGUGGGUGGCCAAAGAACUCUAUUACCUGGGAAUGAAUGAGGAGGAAGAAAAAGAUUUUCAGGAUGAAGACGCAGAUGUGGAUGAAACUGUUUCGUGUGUAGAUUCUAGUCCGCAUUUGGAACGCAAGUUUUCUGGCACCAGUGAUUCAAGCUCCUCUUCCCAGAGAAGCAUUCCUCUCUAUCUGCCCCAGUUCCAGAUUGCAGCCACCGAACCGCUCAGAGAAAAAGUGGAGGACAGUGCCCCCCAGCUGUGAAAUAAAAAAGUAUGUCUCAUCUCUGCAAAUGUUCUCGCAAACUUCUGCAAACUGCCGCUAAAGUGGAUUUAUGAACAGCUACCAUUAUUUUUUCAUAUUCACCCUCAUUCCUCAUGAGAAAAACCAACUAAACUGGCCUUGGAUAAGCUGCAUUAGCAAAGGACCUUAACAUUGGAUCACCUGUUCUGAUCUAAACCACCUUGUGAUCACCAUAUGCCUCCUUUUGACCUUACUUUAAAGAGAAGCUAUAAAAGAAACAGCCAAAUUUUCCAUGAAUAAACUGCCUGGAGCAAACUGUGCCUGGAUCAGACUGCUCCUGCCAUCUAAGCACAGUCUGACAAUGUCAAAUGUUGGGUUGAGUCUCAACCUGUUUUUACUGGAACUCGCUGCUUUUCAUCCUCGCCAUAUGGGAUGCGUCUCAUGUUUGAGGGCUGAAGUAAACGUUUGAAUUACUGACUAAUGUACAGUGGUGUGACAGGAAGUAUUCAAAUAAAAUGAAAGGACCAUACUUUCUCAGGCGUUGAAAACAUAGGACACAGGUGCUUUUGUAAAACCUGUGCAAUCGGUGCAGAUGAAAAUGGUUAAGGAGGUUCGAUCGAAUCCACUGAAACACUAUGACAAUAAUUCUGUUCUAUUUACAUUUGAAUAUGAAUGUAUUUUGUCAUUGAUGUUUACAUUCUAUGAAAACUCGAACAUUGAGUUGUGAAACGUCCCAUCUAUUUUCAUUGUCUGACAUUUUGUAUUGCAAACUGUUUAUGAUGACCAUUGAAUGUUACUGACAGUGAAUCUGUUCAAAAUGUUAAAAUGUAUCUAUCGAAUGCUUGUACAGUGUAUAAAUAUUUCCUGUCUAUUUUUCUGGUCAGAAUAAACUAUUUAUUGCAAGCAC
Messenger RNA from Pygocentrus nattereri (red-bellied piranha), 4537 nucleotides. RefSeq names its product leptin receptor (gene lepr). Bases 307 to 3651 code for a protein of 1114 amino acids. Gene Ontology annotation, biological process: cytokine-mediated signaling pathway. Gene Ontology annotation, cellular component: external side of plasma membrane. The transcript is spliced from 20 exons. The record is from RefSeq and is a predicted model, not a curated record. Gene Ontology annotation, molecular function: cytokine receptor activity; protein binding. NCBI's taxonomy places the organism in Eukaryota, Metazoa, Chordata, Actinopteri, Characiformes, Serrasalmidae.